This is a messenger RNA of Didymella exigua CBS 183.55, 2040 nucleotides long. Its product is annotated as calcium-dependent phosphotriesterase. The record is from RefSeq and is a predicted model, not a curated record. The coding region runs from base 19 to 1713 and encodes 564 amino acids. Lineage: Eukaryota; Fungi; Ascomycota; Dothideomycetes; Pleosporales; Didymellaceae. The transcript is spliced from 2 exons.
CCUACAUGGACACACCCCAUGGCCCUAAUCGCACCGCGGCCCGGGCCAGGCGAGAUAAUUGAUUUCAAUGAUCCACCCUCGUCGCCUGAACCAGCACCGCAAAUCCACGAUGGGCCGCUGUACACUUCGCGACCUCUUCCAGAAUAUGUGAGCGCCGAAGACUACCAUGAGGGCCUCAAGCAGAUCCGCGCCCAUCUCGGGCGCGACUGCGGCUUCGGUAUCGCCAUCUCGCGCACCAAAUCGUACACGCCUAUGAAGACGGGCCAGAAGAGGAUAACGCGUGUGAUGUUGCAAUGCGCCCGGUCGAAGGAGUACAAGAGCAAAGGCAUUGGGCAUAAAGUGUACGCGACGCGAAUGACAGGAUGUCCCUGGCGAGCGAAGAUGCAGCCUCAGUCUGGCGGCGGCUGGAAGGUCACUGGUGUUUGUCACGAGCACAACCACGAGUUGAACGAUGUGCUGGAUGACAGAGGCAUGCCUCCGCGUGCGAGGACAACCGCAACAUCGGUGAGAAGGAAGACUGGCGAGGGCUCGUUCACGCCUCCUGCGCCGUCCACAUACACCAAUAUACCGCCUGCUGCUCCACCACCCGUGACUACGAAUUGGCCCAUCAUAACAGUCAGCGGCGUCAGACGUGUUAUAGUCCCCAUGCAGCAGCGACUGUUGACGGCAUCGCGUGGCCAAUUUCCCAUGGAUGAGCCCAUGUUCCUCAUCUACAACGAGCGCUUCCAGAAUAUACUCGGCACCGGUGCAGACCUCAAAGUCGCGUUGGAGGAGGACUUCCCCUUUGCCUACCAGGGCGGCGUCUACACACCAGCGAACGACAUCCUGUACGUGACCAGCAACCAAUACAAUCUCCCAACCGGACACGACAAAGUCGCCAUUAUCAGCAAGAUGACACGCAAUAUCUACAACCAAUGGACACGGACCCAAGUUCCAAAUCAAGUUCGCAACCCCGCCGGCGGCGCAGCCUACAACGACGGCGUGAUCGACGGUAUCCUGUUCUGCGCCCAGGGCGAUAUGGAGAACACCACGGGCCUUGUACAAAUGGAAUCAGACUACCCAUUCCGCAUCCGUACACUAGUCAACAACUACUACGGCCGGCGCUUCAACUCGCCGAAAGACAUCGCCGUGCACAGCGACGGGAGUAUAUACUUCACGGACCCCGUCUACGGCCACGACCAGGGCACACGGCCCCCUCCCGAGCUACCGAACCAGGUGUACAGAUUCGAGCCGCACACGGGAGAUGUGCGAGUCGUGGCUGAUGGGUUCGGGAGGCCGAGUGGGAUAUGCUUUAGUCCGAAGGAAGGCACGUGCUAUAUCAGCGAUACGGAAUUCAUUCAUGGGAAUGGGCAUGUGGAUUUCGAGCGCGCGAGUACAAUCUACGCAUACGACGUCGGCGACCGCGCACAAUCCAAGUUCCUUAUGAACCGCCGCGUCUUCGCCAUGGCUGAUGUUGGCGUACCAGAUGGUCUGAAAUGCGACCUAGCCGGCAACGUGUAUGCCGCGUGUGGUGAUGGUUUGAGUGUAUGGAGUCCUGGUGGCGUGCUGUUGGGCAAAGUGCUUGUCCCUGGCGGCCUUGCUAAUUUUACUUUUGGACGCAAGGGCGAGCUGUUCCUGCUUAAUGGGAAGAAGCUUUGGUUGUUGAAGGUUGCGGAGACGGUGAAGGGGGCGCUGGUCAAUUGGGAGGCGCUGAGGUAUGAAGAAGUGGAGUAGAACCCUUCGCUGCCAGGUCUCGAGGUUUCGAACAGCUUGCUUCCAAUGCGCGAUCUGAUCUCCAGCUCAGAGCACGGCGUUCAAGAAGCAGAAAAUCCGAAGAUGGUCAACACUGACACGCCCUUUCGCGAGGACUCAUUCUCUCCUUCACAACAUCUCAUCCCGGCAGUCACACCCUAUGACUUCCAAAUCAAGUCCACAGAACAGGCAGGUCGCAACGCUGACUAUGAUCUACACAUGGUUUGUGGUCGCCAACUAUUCCUUGAAGCUGGAAGCAAACGCCUCCUCUCAUGCCAUCUCACGAAUUUACCCAAUUGACAUCGUCCA